CUGUCGGAGAAGAAGAGCGACCUACGAGUGUGUGACGACUCCAGCUGCCGUUUUGGAGGCGUCUGCAGGGAUGACGGGGCCACGCUAAAGUGUGUGUGCCAGUUCCAGGUACGUGGUGUAGUUUCUGCCAUAUUUUGUGUGUGUGUGUGUGUGUGUACAUGUUUCCCUACAUUAUUAGGAUCUGAAUGUCCUGACAAGUCACCAGAAUGUCCUGACAAGUCACCAGAAUGUCCUGACAAGGUAUGAAAACUAUAUUUUUAAAAAGGUGGGACUUUUUCCAUUUUUAGAAUUAGUUAAAAUGCUAUUUUAGGCUUAAGGGUUAGGUUUAGGGUUUGGGUUUAGGGUUAGGGUUAGGAGUUAGGCUUAAGGGUUUUGGGGUUAAGAUUAGGGUUAGGUUAAGGCUUAGGGAAAAUAGGAGUUUGAAUGGAGAGAGAAAAUGGACUCCCAAAAAAAUCCUGAAAAUCCAUGUAGAAAAAGCUGUGUAUGUGUGCAUGCACCUGCAGUGUGUGUAUUUCUGUGUUGAAAAAAGUAUGAAUUAUGUGCUUGGCAGAGGUGGGUAGAGUACUGAAAAUCUGUACUUAAGUAAAGGUACUGUUACUUAGAUUGUAAUUUACUCAAGUAAAAGUAACCCUCUUAAGAAACUACUCAAGUAAGAGACCUUGGAAUAAUUUUUCUAUUUCAUUUCAUGUAGAGGUGAUGGUGAAUGCGUACUGAAAAUAUUUACUCCAAGUGUGAUGUUAAAUUUUGUUUACUCAAAAUGAAAGAUCAAGGAGGAUGUAAGCAUUACAUCAGUAAAACAACAACAAAUAUCAACAUUUCACUAUCAAUAAUGUUACUAGUAUGCAAAUCAGACAAUUCAGCAUGGAAUGAAAGAUCAAAGUAGGUAUUCAGGUAAGAAUCAUGUAAGUAAUAAAUAAUCAAACAGAGCAUAUAUCAAUUGCCAUAGUCAACUCAAUCAUGUUACAAGUAUGCAAAUCAUCAAGACACAUUUUAGCAUGGAAUUAACAUCGAUGUACAGUACCAGUCAAAGGUUUGGACACACCGACUCAUUCAAGGGUUUUUCUUUAUUUUUUUUACUAUUUUCUACAUUGUAGAAUAAUAGUGAAGACAUCAAAACUAUGAAAUAACACAUGGAAUCAUGUAGUAACCAAAAAGAAGUGUUAAAAAAAUAAAAUGUAUUUUAGAUUUUAGAUUCUUCAAAGUAGCAACCCUUUGCCUUGAUGACAGCUUUGCACAAUCUUGGCAUUCUCUCAACCAGCUUUAUGAGGAAUGCUUUUCCAACAGUCUUGAAGGAGUUCCCACAUAUGAUGAGUAAUUGUUGGCUGCUUUUCCUUCACUCUGCUGUCCAACUCAUCCCAAACAUCUCAAUUGGGUUGAGGUCGGGUGAUUGUGGAAGCCAGGUCAUCUGAUGCAGCACUCCAUCACUCUCCUUCUUGGUCGAAUUCUAAAUAAAUCACAGAGAGUUUCACCAGCAAAGCACCCCCACACCAUCACACCUCUUCCUCCAUGCUUCACGGUGGGAACCACACAUGCAGAGAUCAUCCGUUCACCUACUCUGCAUCUUACAAAGACACGGCGGUUGGAACCAAAAAUCUCAAAUUUGGACUCAUCAGACCAAAGGACAGAUUUCCACCGUUCUAAUAUACAGUGAGGGAAAAAAGUAUUUGAUCCCCUGCUGAUUUUGUAUGUUUGCCCACUGACAAAGACAUGAUCAGUCUAUAAUUUUAAUGGUAGGUUUAUUUGAACAGUGAGAGACAGAAUAACAACAACAAAAAUCCAGAAAAACGCAUGUCGAAAAUGUUAUAAAUUGAUUUGCAUUUUAAUGAGGGAAAUAAGUAUUUGACCCCUCUGCAAAUCAUGACUUAGUACUUGGUGGCAAAACCCUUGUUGGCAAUCACAGAGGUCAGACGUUUCUUGUAGUUGGCCACCAGGUUUGCACACAUCUCAGGAGGGAUUUUGUCCCACUCCUCUUUGCAGAUCUUCUCCAAGUAAUUAAGGUUUUGAGGCUGACGUUUAGCAACUCGGACAUUCAGCUCCCUCCACAGAUUUUCUAUGGGAUUAAGGUCUGCAGACUGGCUAGGCCACUCCAGGACCUUAAUGUGCUCUUCUUGAGCCACUCUGUUGCCUUGGCUGUGUGUUUUGGGUCAUUGUCAUGCUGGAAUACCCAUCCACGACCCAUUUUCAAUGCCCUGGCUGAGGGAAGGAGGUUCUCACCCAAGAUUUGACGGUACAUGGCCCCGUCCAUCGUCCCUUUGAUGCGGUGAAGUUGUCCUGUCCCCUUAGCAGAAAAACACCCCCAAAGCAUAAUGUUUCCACCUCCAUGUUUGACGGUGGGGAUGGUGUUCUUGGGGUCAUAGGCAGCAUUCCUCCUCCUCCAAACACGGUGAGUUGAGUUGAUGCCAAAGAGCUCAAUUUUGGUCUCAUCUGACCACAACACUUUCACCCAGUUCUCCUCUGAAUCAUUCAGAUGUGCAUUGGCAAACUUCAGACGGGCCUGUAUAUGUGCUUUCUUGAGCAGGGGGACCUUGCGGGCGCUGCAGGAUUUCAGUCCUUCACGGCGUAGUGUGUUACCAAUUGUUUUCUUGGUGACUAUGGUCCCAGCUGCCUUGAGAUCAUUGACAAGAUCCUCCUGUGUAGUUCUGGGCUGAUUCCUCACCGUUCUCAUGAUCAUUGCAACUCCACGAGGUGAGAUCUUGCAUGGAGCCCCAGGCCGAGGGAGAUUGACAGGUCUUUUGUGUUUCUUCCAUUUGCGAAUAAUCGCACCAACUGUUGUCACCUUCUCACCAAGCUGCUUGGCGAUGGUCUUGUAGCCCAUUCCAGCCUUGUGUAGGUCUACAAUCUUGUCCCUGACAUCCUUGGUGAGCUCUUUGGUCUUGGCCAUGGUGGAGAGUUUGGUAUCUGAUUGAUUGAUUGCUUCUGUGGACAGGUGUCUUUUAUACAGGUAACAAACUGAGAUUAGGAGCACUCCCUUUAAGAGUGUGCUCCUAAUCUCAGCUCGUUGCCUGUAUAAAAGACACCUGGGAGCCAGAAAUCUUUCUGAUUGAGAGGGGGUCAAAUACUUAUUUCCCUCACUAAAAUGCAAAUCAAUUUAUAACAUUUUUGACAUGUGUUUUUCUGGAUUUUUUUGUUGUUAUUCUGUCUCUCACUGUUCAAAUAAACCUACCAUUAAAAUUAUAGACUGAUAAUUUAUUUGUCAGUGGGCAAACGUACAAAAUCAGCAGGGGAUCAAAUACUUUUUUCCCUCACUGUACGUACAUUGCUUGUGUUUCUUGGCCCAAGCAAGUCUCUUCUUCUUAUUGGUGUCCUUUAGUAGUGGUUUCUUUGCAGCAAUUCGACCAUGAAGGCCUGAUUCACACAGUCUCCUCUGAACAGUUUAUGUUGAGAUGUGUCUGUUACUUGAACUCUGUGAAGCAUUUAUUUGGGCUGCAAUCUUAGGUGCAGUUAACUCUAAUGAACUUAUCCUCUGCAGCAGAGGUAACUCUGGGUCUUCCUGUCCUGUGGCGGUCCUCAUGAGAGCCAGUUUCAUCAUAGCGCUUGAUGGUUUUCGUGACUGCACUUCAAGAAACUUUCAAAGUUCUUGAAAUGUUCCGGAUUGACUGACCUUCAUGUCUUAAAGUAAUGAUGGACUGUCACUUCUCUUUGCUUAUUUGAGCUGUUCUUGCCAUAAUAUGGACUUGGUCUUUUACCAAAUAGGGCUAUCUUCUGUAUACCACCCCUACCUUGUCACAACACAACUGAUUGGCUCAAACGCAUUAACUUUAAGAAGGCACACCUGUUAAUUGAAAUGCAUUCCAGGUGACUACCUCAUGAAGCUGGUUGAGAGACUGCCAAGAGUGUGCAAAGCUGUCAUCAAGGCAAAGGGUGGCUAUUUGAAGAAUCUCAAAUAUAAAAUAUAUUUUGAUUUGUCUUUUUUGGUUACUACAUGUUUCCACAUGUGUUAUUUCAUAGUUUUAAUGUCUUCACUAUUAUUCUACAAUGUAGAAAAUAUUAAAAAUAAAGAAAAACCCUUGAAUGAGUAGGUGUGUCCAAACUUUUGACUGGUACUGUAGGUAUUCAGGUAACAAUCAUGUAAGCAAUAAAUAAUCAAACAGUGCAGAUAUCAAUUGCCACAGUGAGCUCCAUCUUUUUCCUACCAAGGUACAAACCUCUCCUUUCCACUUUGAAGAGUCUUUUCUUUUCUUGGCUGGCCCAUUUUCCUACCCCUCAGUUGUGCCACUACAAGCUGUAAAUAAAAAGAAACACAAAACAUGUUAUUGCUAGUAGCUAUAAGGCACAAAAAGCUUACUGCAGUGUUUCACUAUAUGACAGAUGUGGCUUAUAUGCCUAGUCAUAAAAACAGAAUGACAUUUUACACACACACACACCCCCCCACACCCACAGUGAAAGAGAGCAAUGGAGUAGGAGGAUUCUGCACUGGGCUGACCGAUUGAUCUAGCUAACAUUAGUUAGCUAGCUUGCUAGCUAGCUACAUGAUUGACAUUGCAGCUAUCUUAGCCAGCUUAUCUAGUGGGAACCUAAUGUGAUAGCUAGCUAGUUAGCUAUUGGCCCACACAUCUGAUUAAUCUGUUCACGCUACAUGCCAAUGACAAGGUGGCUAGUUAAUUUAGCAAACAAACAGAUCAUAUGGGGAACUAAAAACAGGAGAUUAAACAUUCUGUCAGAUUCUGGGUUAGCCAAAGCAAACCAGCUAGCUAGUUAGCUACCUAGCCAUUUAAUUUGCACUCGCCCUCAAAACCCAAUUUCAACAGCAGAAUGAUAUCCGAAAAAUACUUAUCUUAAUCCAGAAAUAUAUAAUAUUACAAAGGCAGAAGAUAAUUAAAGUGCAACUGAACUCUGAUCGCAUUUGGCUAAGAACCCACGAACAAAAAUCUCCUUAGGAGUGAAGACGUGUGCUUCACUUCAAGAGCUGUGGUGGAGAUACGGGGUUUGACGGACAACUUUGAGAGCCAAUGGACUUAAGAGUUUUGAUGACAAGUUAUUUUGAAUACAUUCCGUGAAACGUUCUUACAGACGUAAAGGAGAACCAAUAGUAUCAAUUCAUGUAAAACAAAUGUAUAAUCACAACAGUCACUAGGUUUUCAUUUGACAGCGAUGAUAGAAUAAUAUAAAUCUAUGUAACAGAAGUGAUUUGGUCAAAUGUAACAGAGUAAAAAGUAAGUUACUUCCUUCAGAAAAUACUUAAGUAAGAGUACAAGUACAGCCCACAGAGAGUAACUAGAAAAGUUCUAGUUCUUCCAAAAACGGACUUAAGUACAUGUAAAGCGUUACUUGUUGUGCGUUACUACCCACCCCUGGUGCUUGGUAUAGCUUCGAAGAGGAGUGCUGUUGUUUUUUCCCUCUAGUCUAGGUUGCUUUCUGUAGUCUGAGGUGGAAUGAGAAGGCCGCCAUAUUUCUCUCUAAUGUGACUGUAAUUGCAACAGAAGGAGGACAGGUGUGUGUGUGUGUGAAGAGACCAGAAUACCUUAGAGCGAGAGAGAGACGGAGAUAGUCUAAUGGGGAGACUGAGCAAUAGCCUACAGUAUGUCUUCAAUUGGUCCUAGCCUGCAAAGCCUUUAUGAAGCUUCCUAGAUGUGACAUGACAUAGGUUAUAAACAUUCAUGACGUUCCCUCAUAAUGAAUGAGAGAUGACUAGAAUGUACAGGGCAUUCGGAAAGUAUUCAGACCCCUUGACUUUUUCCACAUUUUGUUACGUUACAGCCUUAUUCUGAAAAAAUAAAAAUAAUAAUAAUAAUAAUCCUAAUCAAUCUACACACAAUAGCCCAUAAUGACAAAGCAAAAACAGGUUUUUAGAAAUGUUUGCAAAUGUAUUAAAAAUUAAAUAUUACAUUUACAUAAGUAUUCAGACCCUUUACUUUGUUGAAGCACCUUUGGCAAUGAUUACAGCCUCGAGUCUUCUUGGGUAUGACUCUACAAGCUUGGUACACCUGUAUUUGGGAAGUUUCUCCCAUUUCUUCUCUGCAGAUUCUCUCAAGCUCUGUCAGGUUGGAUGGGAAUGUCGCUGCACAGCUAUUUUCAGGUCUCUCCAGAGAUGUUCGAUCGGGUUCAAGUCCGGGCUCUGGCAGGACCACUCAAGGACAUUCAGAGACUUGUCCCGAAGCCACUCCUGCGUUGUCUUGGCUGUGUGCUUAGGGUCGUUGUCCUGUUGGAAGUUGAACCUUUGCCCCAGUCUGAGGUCCUGAGCGCUUUGGAGCAGGUUUUCAUCAAGGAUCUCUCUGUACUUUGCUCCGUUCAUCUUUCCCUCGAUCCUGACUAGUCUCCCAGUCCCUGCCACUGGAAAACAUCCCCACAAUAUGAUCCUGCCACCACCAUGCUUCACCAUAGGGAUGGUUCCAGGUUUCCUCCAGACGUGACGAAGAUUUCAAUCUUGGUUUCAUCAGACCAGAGAAUCUUGUUUCUCAUGGUCUGAGAGUUCUUUAGGUGCCUUUUUGCAAACUCCAAGCGGGCUGUCAUGUGCGUUUUACUGAGGAGUGGCUUCCGUCUGGCCACUCUACCAUAAAGGCCUGAUUGGUGGGGUGCUGCAGAGAUGGUUGUCCUUCUGGAAGGUUCUCUUAUCUCCACAGAGGAACUCUGGAGCUCUGUCAGUGACCAUCAGGUUAUUGGUCACCUCCCUGACCAAGGUCCUUCUCCCCCGAUUGCUCAGUUUGGCCAGGCGGCCAGGUCUAGGAAGAUUCUUGGUAGUUUCAAACUUCUUCCCUUAAGAAUGAUGGAGGCCACUGUGUUCUUGGGGACCUUCAAUGCUGCAGAUUUAUUUUGGCACACUUCCCCAGAUCCAUGCUGCAGAAAUGAUCUGUCUGCAAAAUAGAUCUGUGCCUCAACACAAUCCUGUCUCGGUGCUCUACAGACAAUUCCUUCGACCUCAUGGCUUGGUUUUUGGUCUGACAUGCACUGUCAACUGCGGGACCUUUAUAUAGACAGGUGUGUGCCUUUCCAAAUAAUGUCCAAUCAAUUGAAUUGACCACAGGUGGAAUCCAAUCAAGUUGUACAAACAUCUCAAGGAUGAACAAUGGAAACAGGAUGCACCUGAGCUCAAUUUCGAGUCUCAUAGCAAAGGGUCUGAAUACGUAUGUAAAUAAGGUAUUUCAGUUUUUUAUUUUAAAUAAAUUUGCAACAAUUUCUAAAAACUUGUUUGCACUUUGACAUUAUGGGGUAUUAUGUGUAGAUUGAUGAGGAUCUUAAAAAAAAAAUCCAUUUUAGAAUAAGGCUGUAAUGUAACAACAUAUGGAAAAAGGGAAGGGGUCUGAAUACUUUCCGAAUGCACUGUAUAUUUCUAUUAUGGCUAUGGCAACACGAUGACAGCUUGUGCAUUAGCCAACUAGCUUACUACUAUUUUACAACUACCUAUUUCACAUGUUCUUGUUGUGAAAGUACCUGCACUUUUAUAUUGCCUCUCUUUGCAUUAUAUAGACACACUCACUUUUUUGUUUGGUUUUCUGUUUUUCAUUUCAGUGUCACAAAAACUACAUCCCUGUGUGUGGCUCCAAUGGCGAUACCUACCAGAAUGAGUGCUACCGGAGACAGGCCUCCUGCAAACAGCAGAGGCUCAUAUCAAGGGUAUCUGAUGGGCCAUGCUCUGCAGGUGAGUGUUUCCACUUCUACUUUACAAUCAGAGAAAUAUAAUUUGUUGAAGGAAAAAUAAGAAUUCCCCGAGACCACAGCAAUUUGACUCACAUGUCCACUGGUCAACCCAUCACAGCCCAGAACAGAACAUUCACUUGAAUAGAAAUGUCUGUUCUAGUAAUUAUAUUUAUAUUAUUACAAUAACGUUCAAUGGAUAUAGACUUGUUCAGUGCUGCAGUCUGAUUGUCUACCUUUCACCCCGAUGUGUGCACUCCUUCACUCAUCUCGUGGAUUUAAAAGGAACAGACUGGUGGAAGGAAUAUGGUAGGAACUCUUUCAGCGCUAGUUCUAGCGGACGCCAAUCCAAUUCGCUUUGUUCAUGUGGGGGAGUGAGCAAGUGCAUACUUCAGGGAGAAGUGUAGGGAAUUAGAAUGCAACCCAGGUGUUCUCAAUCCUAGUCUUCAAGGGCAGCAGUGUCUACAGGGUUUCUGCUCUCCUCAAUACUUUAUUGAUUUCAUUGAUUGGUUUGAGAAUCCGCUCACCUGUGGUCCUCUGUAGCUCAGCUGGUAGAGCACGGCGCUUGUAACGCCAGGGUAGUGGGUUCGAUCCCCGGGACCACCCAUACACAAAAAUGGAUGCACGCAUGACUGUAAGUCGCUUUGGAUAAAAGCGUCUGCUAAAUGGCAUAUUAUUAUUAUUAUUACCUGGUUUCUUAGGUCUAAAUCAAUUAGCAAUUAAAGACAAAGAUGGAAAGCAGCUGGUUCGGUUGGGGACACCUGUUGUCGAAAUAACAAUUUCAGAAUAGGUGUGUUUACAAGUGCUAGUUAUGUGCUUGUCAUUCAUCAGGGUACGGCUUUGAAUAGGAAAUAUCUGACUGGUUCACCAGGUCUAAACCAGAAGCCAUUCUGAGGCAGAAACAAAAGCCCUGCACGGAUUGCCUACACACAAAAACACACACUCACACACAGACACGCACACUGGUUCAUCUGUGCCUGCACUAAGACAGGUUUUCUCAUCGAGUAUCACAGACAUCCCCUAAGACAGACACAUUGUCAUCACACAUAGCAAAAUUGCGAGAAACUUUGAGCAACAGUUUCCAGCUCGCGUCGUGGACCCAGUCUCUCGGGGCGGUGGCCUGAUUUCCCUGGUGACGCACCGCAGUAGUGCACUCUUUUACGACCUACCGAGGGUUCUUGCUCCGCAAUAUGCCCUCUGCUUCCUUCCCCUCUCCUUGCUCAGUCCAAUUUCCUCUUGCCUAGAUUUAUGCUUUCUGUCAUUGAAGCGUUUGGCGGCUAUGAGCCGACUGCCGAGGCAACACCAUGAAUACUAAGGGCCCUAUUCACUAUUUAGUGCACUACUUUUGACCAGAGCCCUAUGGGACCUGGUCAAAAGUAAUGCUCUAUAAAGGGAAAAGGGUGCCAUUUAGGAUGCAGACAUAGGGCUAAGCACUUGUUUUUUUAUAGGGCUUUUUGCAGUAGUGGUAGAAGUGGUUACAGUAGUGUCCGUGUAGGAUGAAUAGGAUGCCCUCCACUGUCCAAGAACACAUUAAAAGGGGCAUGAAUAGAGGGAACAUCAUACAUAGUUUAUGAUAAGCAAUAAACAUUUGCUGGGAUGAGGGGGUCAAAAUCGGUACCAAAAUCGGUCAGAGUCAAGAAAGGGUGUGUCAGAUGUGUCAGAAUUAGGAUAGGACAAAAAGUAUUGUUUGGGUUACAUAAUAUAAUUAACAUUCAGUAUUGGAGUUAAAAACAUUAAUCAAACCCACACCAAGAAGUGUAUCAAUGUCAAUGUUACUUAGGAUCAAGUUUUUCACUCAGUAAAUGUUAGCAACCUACAGUGGAACAGUAUUUUUUUCUGCAGUAUGGAUUUGAUUGAACUACAGUCAAUGUUUUUGCAGUCGAGAUUGGGCUGUGGUUUUGGGUUGAGUAAGCCUUGCAGCUGAUCUAUGGUAGGUUUUAGAGAAUUUAGGUCUGGUCCCUCGGUUAAAAGUUUUCUUGAACUAUGACUUUGCAAAGAGGUGCCGUAAAAGAAACCUGUGGUGAACUUUAAUUGAACGAUGCAGCCAAUAUCCAUCUCCUAAUGCAACAAUACCAUGCCAAAAUCUUGGAAGCAAGUGUCCAUUUCUUAAUUCACGCAUGCUAUGCCAAGAUUUGUGUUGCCAGGGUCCAUUUCUUAAUGCAACAACACUAUGCCAAGAAGUAUAGGGAAGCUGUCCUUAAUACAAUUGAACUUCAGAAGCAGUGUUUUUGAAGGGCAUACACCGUAUGUGGACUAGAAUUGUGACAACGUCUUUCCUAUCUUCACAGAUACUGGCUCCGGCUCUGGAGAUGGAGGUAUGUGUUAUACUCUAUGGUUAAUCCUGUGUUAAGCAUAUAAAUAAGAUACAUUAUAAUAUGUAAUAAAGCAUUGAAAUAAUCUGGACAUACAGUAAUUUGUUCUGUGACUUAUAUAUGAGUGAAACAUCCUUAAAGGCUUACAAAGAUCCAUUAAAGAGGCAGUACAGAACUUUUUCCUCCAGGGGUCUUGAGUCAAAAGGGGUCCCCCCCAAAUGGUCUGAAAUAUUGCCCCAAAAUGACCACAUUGGACAAGAAACGGGCCCGCCUAAAACCAAGGAUUGUGCGGUUUCACAAGUUAAGAAUGAAGGUCAUAUGUGUACAUGAACCAUUUAGGCAAAAUGUGAGGUAAACAAUUAGCAAAUAAACGUCCGUACUGCCUCUUUAACUUUAGCCCUUUUUGAAGAUUUUUCCUCACACAACAUCGAAGGGUGUACCAAGUCCUAGGAAGUACACAGACUUGAUACACCAGGCACUUAUUUCCUAUUCUGUUCAUGCUGAAUGCUAAUGCAGUCCCUUGACAAUUGGUCAAGGAAAUGACUAUUUAGAUUGCAGUUGAACUUUAAAUCCCCCUGUUUAUUCCCUACUUCUGAAAGCUUCCAACUCUCAGAGUUUGUCUCGGAAUACAUUUCAGACAAUACACAACAAAUUCCUUUAAUGAAUACUCAAUCUGAUUUUUGGAUGAUUUAUGAAUGAGGGUUACGCAAGCCAGUGAACCUCCCGGCUUUGUACACAGUCUAUAAGCGAGCUGGAAUAUUAAGUCCCUAAUAAUGGUCUGAGAGAAAAUGGCUGUUCGUUCCUCCCAUUAACUUCUCCUCAUGGAGGCAUUGAUAUUUCACUAUUUGGAUAUUCCAUCUACAGACUAUUUACAGACUAUCAUUGACAUUUCAAUUGCAUGUCUUUAGCCUCUCAGUAGCAUCUCAACAGUAUAUAUCAUCAUUUUCAACCAGGUAGUAUAUAGUCCAUCUAUAGAUGAUCAUCAAACCAUCUGUAGACUAUCAGCAGCAUUUCAACAGCAUAUCUGUAGCCUGCCUGUCAGUAAUAUUUCAACAGUGUAUCCCUUCACUUGCACAAAUGCCAAGCCCAUCGAGACAUUUUGUGACCAUCUGCAUGUGGCGACCGCAGCGUUUGUUGUUUAAUGUGACUGUUGGGGUUAUAAUUGGAAAGCAGUGACUGGGGACCCAAUAUCUCUACCAUCUGCACAGGACUCAAUAGACGUGCAUAAUCCCCUACAGGCGAUUGGCUGAGCUGUUGAUGAUAUCAAUUAUUAAAGUGCAAUCGAGCUCUGAUGCUUGUGUAUCUGUCUGUGUGCUUUGGCUGUGUUUUGCUGUCCCCUUUGAACACGGUUGGGUAUUCACAGUGGUUCUCUAUGGGGAUAGUGAUUCUGUUCGUGGGUGUGUUCGUGUUUUUAAUGUUGUUGUGUGGAUGCUGUGUGUGUGUGUGUUUGGGUGUGGGUGUGUAUAGCAAUGGAUGUGUGAUUGCUGUGUGUGUGUUUGGGUGUGGGUGUGUAUAGCAAUAGAUGUGUGAUUGCUGUGUGUGUGUUUGGGUGUGGGUGUGUAUAGCAAUAGAUGUGUGAUUGCUGUGUGGGUGUUUGGGUGUGGGUGUGGAUAGCAAUGGAUGUGUGAUUGCUGUGAAUGAGGAUUGUCUGGUGUCUGUACCUAUAUGUAUGUCAUGGCUGUGUGUGUGUGUGUGUGUGUGUGUGUGUGUGUGUGUGUGUGUGUGUGUGUGUGUGUGUGUGUGUGUGUGUGUGUGUGUGUGUGUGUGUGUCUGCGUGCGUGCGUAUGUGCGUGUGUGUAUCAGAGGUGGUUGGUGGCACCUUCAUUGUGUAGGACGGGCUCAUAGUAAUGGCUGGAACAGAAUAAAUGGAAUGGUACCAUGUGUUAGAUACCAUUCCAUUUACUCCAUUCCAGCCAUUGUUGUGAGCUGUGCUCCCCCUGACCAGCCUCAUGUGGUGUGUGUGUUUCUGUGUGUGUGUGUGUUUCUGGGUGUAUGUGUGUGUGAGCGAGAGAGAGAGAGAGCGAGCGAGCGAGUGAGAGAACUGAGAACAGAAUGUUUGGUACACUCAGCCUUUGUGUGUGCCUCUGUGGAUGGUUCAUGGCUACUGUGUGUUUGCGCACAAGUGUAGGCGUGUUGUAAUAAUGUAUAAAGGUGGAUAGAAGGUAACACGUACACUGGCAUUGAUUGAGUGGGGAUGCACAGUGAGGUACUGUACAGCUGUUUCCAUGGAAUGGAAGGUUGUCAACAAUGUGAAAGGGUUAUUGUGGGGUGGUAGGGUUGUGUUCAUUUUAGGUGUAUAAUAUCCUGCUUUGGCAAAGCACACAAAUCUAAUCAAAACAAGGACUGGCUUACUGACUGUGAUAAAGCUAAUAUAUUCUAUCUAGAGAAUAGGGAAUGGCUGUUUGUUUGGGAAGACUGCUGGAUGUGGCCUUACAUCCGUUAAACCCAAGGAUACAAAUAAUAUUCACGUCUCUGUUUUAUCACACAAGUAAUGUAUAUGAAUCGAAUCUGUAAUAAUGGGCUAACAUUUAAGGGGAAAUCUGGGAUUUCUACAUCCUUUUUAGGGCUGUUAAAGUAAUGAUAUAGCCUACUGUAUAUAACGCAAUUUAUUCUUGAAGAAUAUAACGUAUAAAUGCCUCAUGAGCUUUUAUUGUGGUACAUAUAGUUUCUUGGGUAAUGCUGACAAAAUCCGGUGACACAGGUUAACCUAGCCUAGUAGCAACAACAAAGCCUUAGCAGAUCUUUCUCUAUUGAUCCUGUGUCCUCCCGACUAAGCACCACAGCCAAUACAAGCAUAAACAGCAGGCCAAUCUGUCAGUACAGAGCGAUAACCCACAUUCCCCCCACCGCCCAGGUUUAUUGCAUUUGAUCAAAUAUGGGUUAAUUGUAAUCCGCUUUGAUAGUGGUGGGCGUUUUUUUACAUUAGGAAAUUACACCGGAUGAAUCCCUAAACGGCCCUCGAUGAAUACAGACCCAAUCAUCUGCACACAGAUGCUAAUGAUACCUCAACUCAUUGAUAUCUGAAUUUGAUUGUUAUUGCCUUGUCCGUAGUGAAUCCUCUGCUCUCCACUGGAAAACCACUACUCCACUGCCAGAUAAUAGUAACGCAUCACUAUAAUUCCAAAAUGCCCUGUUUUGUCUUGAUUAUCAUGGUUUGUUUUCACUGUCAUUGUAUAAAUCCCUUUUCUCAUACAAGCUGACGCAAUAGAACGUGUGAGUCACUGGUGUCUUAUUUUCCAUAUCCGUCUCCUGUAAUGAUAGUGAAUUUAGGCAGAGCGGUUGAUGUGAAGUGCUUUGUAUCCAUUGCAAUGGUAUGAUUAUGUUCAGUGGGAAAGAAAUUGAUCUCAAUGAAUCAAGAAUGUAUCCCUGGGAAAGAAUGCACUGAACUGAAAGUGAAAGUGGGGAACAGAAUGAAGCAAUGGUAAUGAAACAGACCUGGUAUAGAGGGACAUGGAGAUACACGAUGAAAUGGGGAGAAAUGCAACAGAAGGAGAAUUUCUGGUACAAAUGAAAGGGAACUUUGUUACUGAAAAUAUAAAAUAGAAGAAUGAGAAGACGAAAGGGACAGAAAGUCUUGGAACCAAAUUCAUUAAACAGAGAGAAAAAAAAUCAUGACAGCUGUGAUGGAAACAGGAAGUUUCGGUACAAUUGUAUAAAUGACGAUAGAUCGUUUGUUUGUUCUUGUUCGUUCGACACGUUGGGAUCUUUUUGUGUCGGUAAAAUGUAUUAUGCGAGAAAUGGCGGUGGAAAUGCCUUUAUGCGCAACUAUUGAUAUAAUCACCAUCAUAUCGAAUUAAGCUUGGAGUCACGCAAUGAUAUGGUGUGUGUCGCCAAUUGGAUGGAAACCUAGUUAAUGAUACAGACAUGAAUGAUACAGUAAUGAAAAACCUUAGGCACUGAAAAGAUUUGAUUAGGAAUAUGGCAAACAUCCUACUUGCCUAUCAGAGGGCAAGGUGAAGCUACUACCAUGCCUAAUUAUUUUGGCUCUACAUGAAGUGACAAGGGGCUAGGGGUUGCUUCUAGACUGAGCCAUUGCCUGAGCAAGGGAGAGUAGAAUGGGAAUAAGUAAGCCAUGGUUCAGGAUGCUGUGAAACAGAAAACUAUGAAUGAAACCCAAAUAGCAGGUAACACUGUUUUGCAUGUCCACUCUGCUCUUCCAGAAUACGAAGGCUCAGGCACAGACGUGGGGAAGAAGUUCACAAAGUGCGGCACGUGCAAGUAUGGAGCAGAAUGCGACGAGGACUCUGAGGAUGUUUGGUGAGUUUCUGUAAAAUAGUAACUAUCUCAUCUAAUAUAUUUUUCAUAUCAUACAAUAGGUCAUAGAAUAUUGAACUUAGGCAUUGAUGAGUUGUCUCUGGCCUCAUUGUAGGACCAACAAUAUUAAACACAUUGUCAUUAUAAUCUAAAAUACAUUUUACAUUUCAAUACUGUAUCAUACUGCAUUAACAUACAGUAUUAGUAUCAUGCAGUGCCAUCAUACAUAAUCACCCUGUAAACAUACACGUCCAAGAGAUCUUCCUAAUAUACUGUAGUCGACGCUGAUGGAUGAAGACUAGUAGUUUAGGGUUACAAAUUUUAUAUUUUUCUGUCAGGUGCAUAUGUAACAUUGACUGCAGCGGACACAAUGAGAACCCUGUGUGCGCCACGGACGGAAACUCCUACAACAACCCCUGUCUGGUCCGAGAGGCCUCAUGCAUGAAGCAGGAGCAGAUCGACGUCAAGCACCUUGGGAGAUGCCCAGGUGAGACUGAGCACUAUGCUGUGCAACUAGUAAAACUGGUUUACUGCUUGUAAAACAUUAUUUUUUGGGGGUGGGGGGGGCAAAUUCACAACCUACUGUACACAACUGGGUUGAAAUGGCGUACUUUUAUAACUCACCAAGGUUAUGGCGCAGCUUUUCAAAGCCCAGCAAGACCAGAUGAGGGGAUUUUCCCAUUUUGAUUCAAUAAAAAAGUGAUAAAUACCAUCAACCGGCAGUUUUAUCUGUGGUACACAGGCCAACGAACCUUCAGUAUCUUUACCAUGUUGGCUCGUAUUGGGGUCAGAGAUCAAACCAUUUCUAGAGGGAGAAGAAACAUCCCGUUCCCUGAGGGGGGAAGGUUCCUCACAACUUUGGAAUGUGGUCUCAGAGACUGUGUUCAUGCUAGCUAGCCGGAUGCUAGCCGGAUGCUAGUUGUCCCCCACGAUGAAAUCGGAGGGGGGACUAUGGAUCUGUCUCCGUCUGUACGUUAGUCAAACGCGAUUCUCAGACACCACUGGCCGAAACGUGGGUGAAUGAUGCAUAAUCAACUGAAGUUCCAAACUCUGAACAAGCAUAGCUCCUGUCCCAUUUACUGUUGCCUUGUUUCACACUGAAAUGGCUGUUUAUGUUAGCAUUAUUCUAGUGUCAAUCUCUUACCCAAAGUCUUUAUUUACACUGGGAACAAACUGCCCCAGUCUAUUUGGGCCAAACCUACAGUAUACAGCUAGCCUCCAUUAUUAUGGUAGACACCAUAGGAAGCUAGCCAUAUUAGGGCUCGGCCAAUCCCUCACUUUAAACAGUAUGUUCGCAUUUUAGGCAACCACUUAAGUCUCUCUGGGAAGUAUAAUUACACUAGCUCCAGGAACAAUACUGUUAGCUUCACUCAUCUCACCUGGAGACUUUCUUACACCAACCAUAUGCUAGUACAAAUGCUAGCUAACCCUAUGCUAGUUUACCCCAAAAACCGUAGUCCCAUUGUAUUCUCAUCACACAAGUUACACAAAGUUACAAGUCACACUUGACACAAAGCUGUGGUAAUGCUAGGCCCCGUUUCCCCUCGUAGAGUCCUUCAUGCCCGCCUGAUUGAAGCUCGCAGCCAGAUAAGCCUUACCAAGCAGACACCUGUCGUCAGCGCUGAGCCGGCCGAUCAGUCAUGCAAAUCAAUGAGCACUAGGCAAGCAUAUCAAAGCCUCCGAAGUCAGUAAACAAACACACAAGCCCUGACCGGCGCCUCAAAAGGAAUAACAUUUAUUUAUACUCCCCCACCGCCAUUCCAAACCCCUGUCACGUCGAACCUUCCCAGAAUUCAAUUUACUCAGCCAUGAUUGAAGCUCGCUUCUUCAGAGGCAUCUUUAGAGGGGGGAAAAGCUCAAAUUAGUUAUCCCAGGUCACGGUAUGAGAAGUUUUGAUCAAGCCACUGCUGGAUGACGUUUUGGGGGGAAGGGCUCAUUUGUAGUCCUGUGUUGAGCAUCUGAUUGAGGCUGUCUGUAUUGCCAGGAGGGAGGGGUUUGCAUUUUGCGGACUAUUCCAUUGGUUCCAUUGUGCCAGGCAUGCUCAAUCAAUCCCAGGUCAAUUAUUUGAAUGAAAAGAUAAUAUUAUUUGGAACCUGGUUUGCAAAUGUCAGGCACAGCUAUGACAAAGCUACUGAUUGCCUCUGUGGGAGAGAAGUCUAAGCGACAGUGUGCCCUGCAGGGCCUGGGAGGAGGAGCAACAGACCAAUUUUCUAGGAUCACGCCGGGUUCCUUCACACAAACAGGGAUUAAGAUAUUUUGUGACGCUCGAAACCCCAUAUGCCAAAUGUCAUCGCAGUAUCAAUGAAUAUUUUCCCCAUGAUUUUAUUUUAGCAGAUUCAUUUGUUCAACCACAGUGUCAUUGAUUAGAGUCGAUACAUAUUUGAUCAUAUUUAAAUUCCUUUAGGUUGUGCACUAACUCAAGGGUUAGUAAACUCGACAGCUUCAAAAUAAAGCACAAGCAUUUGCUUGCAGGUGGCACUACAUAUUUAACCACUGUUGCAUGUUAGAUUUUACACAUCAAAGCAACAGCAAGGUAAAUCUGUAGCUAUCUCAGUAAUCCUACAUCUCGCAGCAAUUCUUUCAUAAUCAGGCCCACACUUUUUUAGGUUAAAACAACAGGGAUUAUCCCUCUAGAAUGUUCUACAACCACUGACUUCCCACUGUGGCUAGAUUGUGAGCCACUACACAGUGCAACAUCAAAAACAAACACGAAAGAAAGAAGCACUAUCAAUAUUUCCCGAGGAAGGAUAGAAUAUAAAAAAUGGAUGAGUGUAUGUGCCACUGUGUUUACUUAUUCACAGCCCCACACCUCUCUAUUGCUCUUUUCCUCUCAUCUUCCUGUUUAGCAUGCACCCCACCAACUGAUCUCGUCUGCGGGCCAUUGCAACAAGACGAGAGCGGCGUUGUGUCAAGCCAGCGUUAGCUGUCGACUGUUUUGUAUGAUAGGAAAACACAGAGACAAAUAUUGACACACAGACACAUACACAGACACACCACAAUCACACACACUGUCAACAGUGGCGCAGUGGUCUAAGGCACUGCAUCGCAGUGCUAACUGUGCCACUAGAGAUCCUGGUUCGAAUCCAGGCUCUGUCGCCGCCGGCCACGACCGGGAGACUCAUGGGCGGCGCACAAUUGGCCCAGCAUCGUCCAGGGUAGGGGAGGGAAUGGCCGGCAGGGAUGUAGCUCAGUUGAUAGAGCAUGGCGUUUGCAACGCCAGGGUUGUGGGUUCGAUUCCCACGGGGGGCCAGUAUAAAAAAAAUAUGUAUUCACUAACUGUAAGUCGCUCUGGAUAAGAGCGUCUGCUAAAUGACUAAAAUGUAAAUGUAACAGGCACAACUCCCUGCACUCGCUGUCCCAGACCGGACUCACCUCGCUUUCGAAAAGGCCCGUAACACAUACAUAGACCUCUCUACGCCUCCGUUCUGACAGAUAGAUACCCCCCUUCAGACAGAGAGCAAAUAUCCCCCACUUCCUUCGAAACCCUGGGAAAUAAUUAUCCUCCAAACAUCCACGAAGAGAAACAGUCUCAGCCAGUUUGUUUGUUUGAGACAAAUCUGUAGCCAGACAGAUGGACAGGACCUGCCUCCAGCUGUCUCUCAUAUUGACAGAUAAACAGGUAGAAAGACAGAGACUGACAAGCAGACACAGACAGACAGGCAGACAGACAAACAGGCAGGCAGGCAGAUAGGCAGACAUACAGUGGGGAGAACAAGUAUUUGAUACACUGCCCGAUUUUGCAGGUUUUCCAACUUACAAAGCAUGUAGAGGUCUGUAAUUGUUAUCAUAGGUACACUUCAACUGUGAGAGACGGAAUCUAAAACAAAAAUCCAGAAAAUCACAUUGUAUGAUUUUUAAGUAAUUAAUUUGCAUUUUAUUGCAUGACAUAAGUAUUUGAUACAUCAGAAAAGCAGAACUUAAUAUUUGGUACAGAAACCUUUGUUUGCAAUUACAGAGAUCAUACGUUUCCUGUAGGUCUUGACCAGGUUUGCACACACUGCAGCAGGGAUUUUGGCCCACUCCUCCAUACAGACCUUCUCCAGAUCCUUCAGGUUUCGGGGCUGUCGCUGGGCAAUAUGGACUUUCAGCUCCCUCCAAAGAUUUUCUAUUGGGAUCAGGUCUGGAGAUUGGCUAGGCCACUCCAGGACCUUGAGAUGCUUCUUACGGAGCCACUCCUUAGUUGCCCUGGCUGUGUGUUUCGGGUCGUUGUCAUGCUGGAAGACCCAGCCACGACCCAUCUUCAAUGCUCUUACUGAGGGAAGGAGGUUGUUGGCCAAGAUCUCGCGAUACAUGGCCCCAUCCAUCCUCCCCUCAAUACGGUGCAGUCGUCCUGUCCCCUUUGCAGAAAAGCAUCCCCAAAGAAUGAUGUUUCCACCUCCAUGCUUCACGGUUGGGAUGGUGUUCUUGGUGUUGUACUCAUCCUUCUUCUUCCUCCAAACACGGCGAGUGGAGUUUAGACCAAAAAGCUCUAUUUUUGUCUCAUCAGACCACAUGACCUUCUCCCAUUCCUCCUCUGGAUCAUCCAGAUGGUCAUUGGCAAACUUCAGACGGGCCUGGACAUGCGUUGGCUUGAGCAGGGGGACAUUGCGUGCGCUGCAGGAUUUUAAUCCAUGACGGCGUAGUGUGUUACUAAUGGUUUUCUUUGAGACUGUGGUCCCAGCUCUCUUCAUGUCAUUGACCAGGUCCUGCCGUGUAGUUCUGGGCUGAUCCCUCACCUUCCUCAUGAUCAUUGAUGCCCCACGAGGUGAGAUCUUGCAUGGAGCCCCAGACCGAGGGUGAUUGACCAUCAUCUUGAACUUCUUCAAUUUUCUAACAAUUGCGCCAACAGUUGUUGCCUUCUCACCAAGCUGCUUGCCUAUUGUCCUGUAGCCCAUCCCAGCCUUGUGCAGGUCUACAAUUUUAUCCCUGAGGUCCUUACAGAGCUCUCUGGUCUUGGCCAUUGUGGAGAGGUUGGAGUCUGUUUGAUUGAGUGUGUGGACAGGUGUCUUUUAUACAGGUAACGAGUUCAAACAGGUGCAGUUAAUACAGGUAAUGAGUGGAGAACAGGAGGGCUUCUUAAUGAAAAACUAACAGGUCUGUGCGAGCCGGAAUUCUUACUGGUUGGUAGGUGAUCAAAUACUUAUGUCAUGCAAUAAAAUGCAAAUUAUUUACUUUAAAAUCAUACAAUGUGAUUUUCUGGAUUUUUGUUUUAGAUUCUGUCUCUCACAGUUGAAGUAUACUUAUGAUAAAAAUUACAGACCUCUACAUGCUUUGUAAGUAGGAAAACCUGCAAUAUCGGCAGUGUAUCAAAUACUUGUUCUCCCCACUGUAUAUGUAUGUGUGUGUAUUAUAUGCAUGUGUGAAUGUGUGUGUGUGAGAGAGUGCUUCAAUUUAUCUUGUCUUAUUUCUAACAGCAGAUAAAGACAAAAUGGGGAAGAAAGAUGACGGCAGUUCGUACAAGCCUGAUCUUUUAGGUAAGCAUAUUUUCAAUUGACUUUAUUUUUAUCUACCUGUCAUUGUGUUUCAAUUGUUGAUUCAUGUAGGAGCAUUGAAGUCGUAAUCCCACUAUAAAGCUACAGUAGAUAAGCGCUUGGAAGCUUGUAUGAUUCGGCAAACAUACUGUAAUACAGUAUACCAAAACACCAAAUUACACCACUUCACUUCAACUUACUGUAGCACAGAAGCAGAUCAAAACAAGAACAAAGAUAAAACAUAAUUCAAAAAGCACCCAUGACUAUUUUCCAUUUAUUCAUUUUGUGCAUUGCUAUUUUAAUCAACUCAAUCUCUCUUGGGAACAAUUCCCAUAAAGCUUUGAGCAUUUUGAAUCAAUGGCUUCAGUGCUGAUGCAAUUCAUAAUGCUGUGCAAAAAAUUGUUCUUAACGAGAGGGAAUCGACAAAAAACGAGCAUGUGAUGUCAUCACAUAUCAUUACCGCAAAUGCCAUUCUCUCCUUAUUUCUUGGGAAUGUUUGUUUUCAUUUGAAGGUUUAGUCGUUUAUUUGAUUUUGAUGUACACAUUCGCAGCUGAAAGCUAAAUUGCUGUACACACAGUAGUUUACAUGGCCUAAACCGAAAUACAGUGUUCAAAAGAAGUCUACAAAUAAUUAAGCUAUUCCUAGGAAUAGUUUUACAAAGUUACUUGGGUUAUGUUUUUUCUUCUAAAAUCCUAUUUCUCAGACACAGCAGACCCAGGGGAUGGCUUCUACGCUGGGAUGCCCAUCCCCUGUGCGGAGAGCUACGCUGGCUUCUGUGUACACGGGAAAUGCGAGAUCAAGUACAACAUGGCCACCUGCAGGUCCGUCUCAUAUCUGUCAUGGCACCUCCUUUCCUUUCUUCUUUCCCUCUUUCACAUUCACACGCUGUAGGCAGAUCGCUGACGGGCGUCUAGCUGUUUAGAUACAGUAUGAAAUGGUCUGAUAAUCUGUAUGUCAUGUGGCUGUCAUAAAUGGAAGGGUCAGAUCAUUUUGUUUAUAAUAGUAAUAGGGCAUUGUACAGCAUUCCUGGUCUUAAUGUAAAUUUUUUCAUCAUGGCUCUGUCUCCUUGUGAUGUCGCCAACAGGUGCGACUCGGGCUACAAGGGGGCGCAGUGCGAGGAGCCCCAGGACUUCAACAUCCUGUAUGUGGUGCCCAGCGGCCAGAAGCUCCACUACGUCCUCAUCGCCGCCAUCAUUGGCGCCGUGCAGAUCGCCAUCAUCGUUGCCGUGGUGAUGUGCAUCAUGAGGUAAGCGGCUAGGUGUCACACCUCUCACAGAGGUGUGAUGUUUCUGUCUUUCACGUUGUCAACAAGUUCAGCGAAGGAGAGGAUUGAAAAUAACGCAAGGCUUGAGGUGUGAGUGGCUUAAAGCCAAGGAAGCCGACCGUAUGUGUGACUGACCAGGGUUUAAACCUGGGUCUCCAGCGUGGCACAGGACUGUUAGUCCACUGAGCUAAAGCCUAGGUGUUCAAGUCUCAGGCAAGGUUACUCAUCACAUGAGAGUAAUUCCGUGGAGUAGGUGUAUGGAUGCUAAGAAAUAACAUUUGGAUCAAAGGCAAUCAAUUAAUUUACUGUCUAGUUUUAUGAAGUUAUUCAGUGCUUAGAAGAUAAUAUAAUAUUAAUGUGUGUGGGGAAAGUUAAUCUUUCCUAGCAGACAGUUAAACAAAUCAUCCAUCAUUAAACGAAACCACAUAAAUCUCUCAUAGCUUAGUUUUAAGCACUGACUUAGAAUCUGAGGCUCAAAACGAAUUUCCUUUUUUGUACUUACAGGAAAUGCCCGAAAAACAACAGGGGCCGUCGACAAAAGCAAAACCUCGGACACUUCUCAUCAGACACUAACUCCAGG
Coregonus sp. 'balchen' is the source of this 21433-nucleotide messenger RNA. The record is from the annotation of a GenBank genome assembly. Lineage: Eukaryota; Metazoa; Chordata; Actinopteri; Salmoniformes; Salmonidae.